Bactrocera neohumeralis is the source of this 3168-nucleotide messenger RNA. Its product is annotated as nucleolar and coiled-body phosphoprotein 1. The coding region runs from base 355 to 1890 and encodes 511 amino acids. The transcript has 4 exons. Lineage: Eukaryota; Metazoa; Arthropoda; Insecta; Diptera; Tephritidae. The record is from RefSeq and is a predicted model, not a curated record.
GUUGAAAAUAAACGAGUAAAUAAGUUAAACGGAUGCGCGGCGUUACGUUGUGAAGUGGAAAAUUUAUUUCAUUAAAUUUACAUGUUUUCGUGUACAAAUAAUUUACAAAUUACCGGAAUAAGUGAAUUUGAUAAGUUUUAAUCGUGCAAACAAUAAAAUUAUAUGAAUAUUUAAAAUUCUAUCUCGCAAAAAUAUAGUAAUACGGUGCAGUGGAAAAAUUUUCGUUGUGCGCGUUGUUGUGAAUCACGUAUAUAGAAUAACAUUGAAAGCGCAAAAUAAAUUUGACGUAUUAGUUCGGAAUAUCAGAAUUGCGGAGAAUUUAAUACUAGCUAUUUCUUAAACAAAUAAAUAACAAUGUCUGAAGUUGCGAAUAAUAGUGAAAUUCAGCAGAACACUGUACCAGUUGAACAGACGAUUGUUGAAACGGGGGAAACGGUGUCGGCAAGCGCGCCCACGUCGACUGAGGCAGAGAUAUCAACUGCGACCGAAAAGCAAGUGGUCAACGACAGCAUUGAAGCUGAAUGUGCGUCAGGCGAUGCGGGCACCAGCUCUGUGGAGGCGACCAAACCAACGGAGUCCUCACCAAAAGUGGAAAGCAAGAAGACACCCGUGAAACGGACACCUUCAAAGCGGAUGUCUUUCAUAGAGCGGGCGCAAAAAGAAAGUGAAGAGCUUGUUAAAAAUAUGGGCGGCAGUUUGGAGUUAGAUGGUGGUCGACGCACACGAUCAAGCACACGUGGUACACCAACCCGAUCUUCAGCAGCGUCCACUCCGCCUCCUGCGAAAAAGGCGCGCACGUCUCCGGCAAAUGCCAGCAGCACUCCGUCCCGUGGUCGUGGACGUGGGAGAAAAAUUGAAACAUCCGAAGAAUCAGAAGAUGCCAAAGAGGUAGCGGAGCCGAAAGCGAUUAAAACACCAGAAAAAUCAAAAUCGCCUAAAAAGAAACAAGCUCCUGCAGACAAACACAACAACACAUCGAAAGAUUCAGCUGAGCCUGAGCCUGUGGCUGAAUUAUCUGUGUCAGUAGAGGUUGCUGAAAAGACUACCGAAAACAAAGAAGAAGACGUAGUGGAAUCCUUAUCAAGUGUGGAGCCCUCUGAGGAGCAAACAGAUGGUAAAAUCGAAUCAGAAACUAUUGCAGAAGAUCAACAGAGCAAAGACCAAGACGUUAUCGCUGUAGAAGCGGAACAAGAGGUAUCAGCUAUACCUAACGAUAGUGAAACAGCAAUGGACACAAGUGAGCCUGUAGUGGUAGAAAACCCAAUAGAUGCAGCCGUAGAUACGGAGCCAAUUAAGCCAAAAGAAACUACAGAUGUUGAAAUUGUUGCAGAAGAAACCACAGAAUCAACCACCGAAGAAACAGCAACAGUCAUGGAAACAAAGGAUUUACCCUCUGAAGCAAUGGAAGUCGAUUCUAAUUCAAAAAGCAGUGAUGUCGAGCUAAUUGAAUCUACACCUGCUACAAUCGAACCAACCUCAAAUGCGGAAGAAACUUCUGCGCCGCUUGACGAAGCCAAAAUUAGCCAGGAAACGGUAACUGUAGAAGAAAACACAAUAGUCCAAGAGCCUGCAGUUAAAGCUAAUGACGUUGAGGAUGUGGUAGUCGUCAAUGCAGAAGUUGCUCCACAAGCGCCGGUUGCUUGUGAAGUGGGGAGCUUAGCACCGAAUACAAACGCGUUAACUGCAAACAAUGAAGCUUGUGCCAAUAACGUAAAAGAAGAUGUGGCUGUCGAAAACCCCGCUACUGUUGAAGUUGAAAAUUCAGCAAUAGAAGUAAAUGCCAACAAUGAUGAUGGUGUAAAGCCAGAAAAUGAGUUGUGUGUACCAAAAGUCGUGUCGCCAUCAAUAACUAAUGCAAAUACGGAUAGCACCGUGGCCACGAUUUUGUAAAUGUGAAAUACAUAUACAAACAUCGACUUCAACAUUUAUUACAAUAGUUAACCGUUAUAAUGCCACAAAAGGCAAACACCGUUAAACCACCACAAUAUGAACGCAGCAUGAAUAUAUUUGCAAUUGUGGAGUGGAGAAGUAUACAAAAAGAUGAGGAGUAAUAGUUGCCGAGUUGACAAGCCAUUUAGUUAUGCACGAAUGUCUACCACACAACCCGCCUGAAAUACUGAAAUAUAUUUAUGGACGUUUAGUUUUAUAUUUGUUUUCAUACUUUUCUUAGAUUUACUUCUCUAUUUUCACUGCAGAAAUUUAAAUGGACAAAUUUUAAGCAUCAACGGAUAAGAUUUAAUUAAUAUGUCGCGCUACAUAUACAUUUUUUUAAUUGGACUACAGAAACACAAUGUAUAAUAAUAUAUUAUAUAUAUAAUUAUAUGCAAAAAUAAAAAUCUACAACUAAUUUAGAUUAUAAUAACAAUUCAAAACAAUAAAAAACAUAAACAAUCAUUUAUUGUUUUUAUUGCAAAGUUUACAAAAUGCAGUACAUUUUAUAAAAUCGAUAAAAAUCAAAAAAAAAAUAAAAUAAUAAUAAUAAUAUAUAUAUAUAUAACUGUGUAUGUAACAGUGGACAAAUAUGUGUGUAUGUGAAAUUUUUUUUUAAUUGACUCAAAAUUUUUUGCAAAGAAAAUGAAUUUCUAUAUAAAUAAAAUGUAAGGUAAUGCUGUAUAGUAAAAGGUGAAUAUCAAGAGCAAUAAUAUAUUAACAUUAGAAUAAAUAUAUGCAUGUGUAAAAAGUUUCGGAAAGCUUACUACUUUCAACAAAAGUUUCUACCGUAAACAAAUUGUAAUGUUUUUGUUUGGAACUGCUAAAGAGUGGUAUUUUAGGUUAAUAGUGCUUUUGAAAGUUUAUUCUUGAAAGUGUUACAAAGAAUAACACCGCUUAAAUUGUAUGUUUACUACAUUUCAAUAUAUGUACAUACAUAUGUAUAAAGUGUACAUUUUUACAGAAUGAAAUGUGCAACGAAAUAAUUUAAAAAUUUUAAUAAUUUUUUCCUUUCAGUGAAAAUUUAAAUGGUGUUUCCAAUUAAAAAGCAUUCGACACAUUCUUAUAUAAUAAAUUUUUUGCAAGGCAAAAUAAUCUUUACAUUUUCAAAGUGGCACAAUUGUUAGUAGUGCUGGUAAAAUGUAUAUGAACGGAAAAACAAUAAAAAAAAAUAAAAUCCACCAGCAAAAUAAACUUAAUUCUCGUAUGGGAUUUGGUAUAGUCUAUUUUUUUCGAAAA